AAGUCCUCUGAAGGAUGGUUUUUGCCCACUGCAGCAUGAGAAGGAAAAGCGAAAUGGAGACCUGGAGGCAGCCUGAAAUAUCCAGAGACAGGAGCUUGUGACAUCCUCUUCCAUUCCCGAGAGAAAUUUCGUAUACCCCAGUUGUGCCUCCUUCACACAGAAUCUCGGAAGUCAGAUUUCAAAGGAACAGCCUUGCACUCUUCCAGCUGUCGUAUAAAGCAAUUGGGGGCCAGCUGGAUGUCAGGAUGCAAGUGGUUACUAUUAUAAUAUUACUUUUCUUCAGUCAAGCAGCUGAUUUCAGGAAAGCAAGAAAUGGAAAUUCGAGGAAGAAAGGAAAUAGCGCGAGGAUGGGCCGCGUAGGAAAAGCAUCUGGCCUAGUGAAGCGCUUUACCCCAAACCCUCCGUGCGACAUCUACACUUACCAGUUUGAGAAAUAUUUAGAUUGUCAAGGAAGGAAACUGACUUUUGUCCUGCCCGAGUGGCCGGACGAUUUAAAGCACAUGCUGUUAGCUCAAAACUCAUUCCGUAAACUGAAGAGCAACAUGUUCUCCAAAUUCCAAAAACUGAAAAGCCUCGACUUGCAACAGAACCAGAUAUCGAAAAUCGAGGAUCAGGCGUUCUGGGGUUUGAACAAACUCACCACGCUGUUGCUACAGCACAACAAACUCAAGGUUUUGUCGGAGGAGGUGUUCAUCUACAUGCCCCUCUUGAGUUACUUGCGUCUGUACGACAACCCCUGGCACUGCGACUGUCAGAUGGAAUCGCUCGUCACGACGCUGCAGCUUCCAAGGAACAGGAACUUGGCGAAUUACGCCAAGUGCGUCCAACCGGAAGAAGUGAAAGGCCGAAAGCUCAAGGAGAUACAAGUCGAACAGUUCUGCGGUGGCGACAAAGCAGAUUUACCCCCAGCGCCCAAACCUGAAAUUGCCAGGCCUGAAUUUGACUCUUCGCUUUGUCACACGUAUGUGUUUCCGGUAAAAACCCUGGACUGCCGGAAGAAAGCUGCUUUUGCAGGCCUCAUCAACCUGGAAGAAUUAGACCUCUCAAACAAUUUCCUACAAAAUAUUGAAUAUGGCGUCCUGGAACAUCUGUACUUUUUGAAAAUACUGCGGCUUAAAGACAACCCUUGGAGAUGCGACUAUAACAUCCAUUAUCUUUUCUACUGGCUGAACCAUCACUACAACGUCCACUACAAUGGCCUAGAAUGCCGAAAACCUGAAGAAUAUAAAGGAUGGCCGGUUAGAAAGUACGUCAAAAGUUAUUUUGAGGAAUGUCCCAAAGACAGGCUACCGAUUUAUCCCGACGUGUUUGAGGAAAACGAAACAGAAGAACCGACUCCAAAACAUUCGGUCAUUGUCAGAGUAAUAGAUUAA
Molecule: messenger RNA, 1373 nt
Organism: Thamnophis sirtalis
Lineage: Eukaryota; Metazoa; Chordata; Lepidosauria; Squamata; Natricidae
Source: RefSeq, a predicted model, not a curated record